ACCUGAACUCGUGCGUGUUGUUUGUCCUUGGUCGCUCACUGGACAUUGAUCAUUAGCUCGCCACCCCCCCCCCCCCCCCCUGAUCUCCGGUGGCUUGACACUCUUGGACUCUUGAUCAUGGAGCCCGGAAAGGAACUGACGGCCACCUUGGCGCUGGCGGUUUUCACUGCAGUGUUGGGCUCCCUGCAAUACGGCUACAGCCUGGGAGUCAUCAACGCCCCGCAACGGGUGAUCGAGAGGCACUAUGGGCGCUCGUUGGGCGUUUGGCCCCAGGAAGCCGACCCCAUGUCGCGAAACGCCAGCCGCACGGCGGACACUGCGCAGGAACAGGUUCACCCGACUGUGAUCAUGUACUGGUCCCUGUCGGUAGCCAUCUUCUCGGUCGGUGGCGUGCUCUCCUCCUUCCUGGUGGGAUUCGUGGGAGACUUCAGAGGCAGGGUGAAAGGAAUGUUGGCGAUCAAUGUGCUGGCCGUGGGUGCCGGACUCCUGAUGGGACUGUGCAAGAUGUGGAAGCCUCACCUCAUGGUCAUCGCGGGCCGAGCCAUCAUGGGCUUCUACUGCGGCUUGACGUCCGGCCUGGUCCCCAUGUACGUCGGCGAGAUCGCGCCCAAAGCUUACCGAGGGGCCCUGGGGACCUUGCACCAGCUGGCGAUUGUCAUCGGCAUCCUCACCAGCCAGGUGAUCGGCUUGGACUUCAUCCUGGGGAACGACGCCAUGUGGCCCCUGCUCCUGGCGCUGUCGGGGGCCCCCGCCGUCCUGCAGUCCCUCCUGCUGCCGCUGUGCCCCGAAAGCCCGCGCUACCUCUACAUCCUUCUGGGAAAGGAACGCGAGGCUGAGGAAAGCCUGUACCGACUGAAGGGGGCGUACGACGCGUCCGCCGAUCUGGACGAGAUGAGGCGGGAGAAGGAGGAGGCAGACAAGGUGGCUCGGGUCUCCAUCGCGUCUCUGAUCUGCUCGUCGGCGUACAGGCGGCCGCUGUUCGUGGCCCUCGGGAUGCACUUGUCGCAGCAGCUGUCGGGCAUCAAUGCGAUCUUUUACUACUCCACGGCAAUCUUCUCCCAGGCCGGCGUCAGUCAGCCCGUCUAUGCCACCAUCGGCGUCGGCGCCAUCAACACCAUCUUCACUCUGGUGUCUGUGGCGCUGGUGGACCGAGCCGGCAGGCGCACACUGACGCUAGCCGGCCUGGGCGGCAUGUGCUGCUGCGCCGUCGCCAUGACGGUCGGCCUCAAGUUGCAGAGCUCGUACGCCUGGAUGAGCUACGUUAGCAUGUCGGCCAUCUUCCUUUUUGUGGCCUUCUUUGAGAUCGGGCCCGGUCCCAUCCCGUGGUUCAUCGUGGCCGAGUUGUUCAGCCAGGGCCCGCGACCGGCGGCCAUCGCCCUCGCCGGCUGCUGCAACUGGACUAGCAACUUCGUCGUGGGCAUGACUUUUUCCUACAUACAGAACUGGCUGGGCGCGUACGUCUUCGUCUUGUUCGCCGGGCUGCUUUUUGGCUUCACCGCAUUCACGUACCUGCGAGUGCCAGAGACCAAGGGCAAGAGCUUCGAAGAGAUCGGCGAGCUUUUCCGAAAGGGCGCCAAAAAGGCGCCGGCCAACGGCAAGAGCGACGACGUGGAAUUGCAGCGGCUCAAAACUGCGACGCACGCUUGAGG
Hippocampus zosterae (dwarf seahorse) is the source of this 1649-nucleotide messenger RNA. RefSeq names its product solute carrier family 2 member 2 (gene slc2a2). Gene Ontology annotation, molecular function: hexose transmembrane transporter activity. NCBI's taxonomy places the organism in Eukaryota, Metazoa, Chordata, Actinopteri, Syngnathiformes, Syngnathidae. Gene Ontology annotation, biological process: monosaccharide transmembrane transport. Bases 118 to 1647 code for a protein of 509 amino acids. The transcript has 12 exons. Gene Ontology annotation, cellular component: brush border; membrane. The record is from RefSeq and is a predicted model, not a curated record.